Molecule: messenger RNA, 1059 nt
Organism: Schistosoma rodhaini
Lineage: Eukaryota; Metazoa; Platyhelminthes; Trematoda; Strigeidida; Schistosomatidae
Source: the annotation of a GenBank genome assembly
AUGUUUUCCAAGAAGAAAUCAUCCUUCAGAAUUUACUGUGCAAUUUCCAAAGCAGUCGGAUUAAUAUUUUGUACAAUUUUCUUAUUACAAAUAUAUUUCAUGCGUACCACUGUCAAUUAUGUAACCUUACAAAAUCUCACUGCCGAAGCAAUUAUUCCAUCCAAUACAACACUUGAUGUUUGUAAACAAACAUGUCGUACUAUUUGUAAGAAUAUUGACAGUGUUCCAUCGAGUAAGGUGAAUGCAUUGAAACCAAUGGGGAAAAUGCCAUUCACUGGUGAAUUCAAUGAAGAGAUGAACCCAAUCAACGACACAUUUUAUCCACAGAGUCUUGAUGGCAGUUGGAUGUUUAAGGAGGAGACGACCGAUUGUAGCAACGUUCCACAAUCCGGUGUAGCAAUCAUCAUUGUUUGUAGAGACAGAUGGAAACAACUGAAUAAUACAUUGUCCAGUCUGAUUCCAGUUCUCCAAAGACAACAUUUAUGUUAUCGAAUAUUUGUUAUUGAACAAAAAGGUACUGGUAUUUUGAACAAAGCUCGAUUGAUGAAUGUUGGUUUCAUUGAAGCACGUAAACGUUUCUAUUUCAACUGUGCUAUAUUUCAUGAUGCUGACUUAAUACCGUUGGAUGACAGAAUACCACAUGGUUGUGAUGAAGAGACGAUGGAGAGUGUGGUUCAUUUGAGUGUUGGAGUGAGUACAUGGAAUUAUAUUUUACCUUACAAAUCAUUGAUUGGUGGUGUUUUGAAAAUAUCAUCUGCACAAUUUAUACAGGUUAAUGGUUAUUCCAAUAGUUAUUGGGGUUGGGGUGGAGAGGACGAUGAUUUGGAGAGGCGACUGAAAGCAUCAAAUAUUGUGUAUAAACAUAUUGAAAAGUCAAUAGGCAGAUAUCUGGCUCAACCUCAUGAUAAGCAGGUUAAAGGGAACUUACGUUCAGUACUUGACUUAUUAGAAAAUGCCGUCAGUCGCAUGUUAACUGAUGGAUUAAAUUCUGUAAAAUAUAAAGUUUCAACGUAUUUUGAGAAGCAACACUACACAUAUUUUUUGAUUUCAUUAGAAUAA